AUGCAAUGUUUGUUUGAAAAGAUUCUCAGAAAAAGGCAACUUGACUGUGCAUUCCUGACUUCAUUCAGGUAUAAAACCUUUCAAAUGCAAUUAAUGUGGAUUAAGCUUUAGUACAAGAGGAAAUUUGAUAGACCAUUAGAACAGACUAUUAAAAAAGACGUAAGUUAUCAUAGCUUUAUCUUAUUUAGUGAUUUCGAGUGUGAAAUUUGCUUAAAAGGUUUUUAUCGUAGAUUUGAAUUAAAAAAUCACAUCAGAAUGAAACAUGGUAGUACUGGACAAAUAUUGAUGAUGCAUGUAAAUAAAAGACGUUCACAUGAUAUUGAGAUUGAUUAUGACAAAGAGGUAUUAAAAUCUUUUCUCAAUAAGUUCAUUCAAAGCCACUAAAGAGGCCCCUUUUGA
Molecule: messenger RNA, 399 nt
Organism: Stylonychia lemnae
Lineage: Eukaryota; Ciliophora; Spirotrichea; Sporadotrichida; Oxytrichidae
Source: the annotation of a GenBank genome assembly